UCUCCUCUCCUCUCCUCUCAGCUGUGUCUACAUUGUCAGCGGUUUCCCAUAAUGGCAGCCAAUGGCGGCAGAGUUUGAAAAUUUUCCUGACACAAAUUGGAAUUUUGUGCAGAAGUGUCCCAAAAUGUCAAUGCCUGAUGUACACAACUGCCUAUAUCUGUCUUCUGAAAAUGAGCGCAUUAGAAAGAAAUAUAAGAAACUUGCAAGAAGAAAUGGAGUGUUAGAGAGGGAGUUGAACGACCUUAAAGAACAGUUUACAACCCAAAGAUUUAUGCAAACUCAUUCAAGAAGUGUUCAAGUUCAGACUGAAGAAAAAAGAAAAACACCUGCUGGUGGAUCAGCAGUAAAGCUGAACCAAAAUGAUAGACAAAAGAAACCAGUGCAAGUUGAACAGUUUGAAAGUACAACCAAGGUGUUGUCAAUGCACAACAAUCUUAUGAAAAGAUAUCAGAAGGAACUAAAGACUAACACAGCCCAUGUGGAACAAAUUGCUACUUUGAGUUUAGAAAACAGAGAUCUGGAAAAGAAACUCCAAGAUUCCCAAAGAAAAAUAGACGAAUUGCACAAAGAGAAUGAAGCUCUUCAGGCCAGAAUUAAUGCUGUGGGGAUUAAGGAACGACUAACACCCUCUAAGAGAGAUUUAAUGGCUGAUCUCCGUAAAGUUUCACAAGAGAGAGAUAGAAUUGCUAAGGAGAGAAAAAAGUUUAAAGAUGAACUCAAGAUGUUGGAUCGGGGAUUCUUUGAGGAAGUAGAAGAUUUAAAAUAUGCCCUUCAACAAGCAGCAAGACUGAACAGUGCCUAUGAAAAAGCUCUCAGGCAGCUUUGCUCCCAGUAUGGACUUUCCUUCCCUAAAGUAACAACACCAACACAACGCCGCAGGAAACGCACAAGGUCACAAGCAAGAGAAUUUACAAGUCAGUAGUAUUCUACUAAAUGAUUCAACCCCUGAUCUUAACCCUUCACUCUAAACAUCUGAUUCACUUGUUAAUUCUCCCCUCUGCUAGCUAAUACACAUUUCCUGGUAUUUUGUAAUGAGAAUUUGGUGUUAGAUCAAGAUAACAAUGUCUACCUGAUAAGUUUGAGUUUUCUCAUUACCUUUUUCCUAGAUUAUGUUUGAUAUUAUAGGGAGAAGUAACAUGUCAGUCAACCUCCUGGAGUUACAGACACUUUCAUAAAUGGCUGCCGGAUUAAUAUUCUUUUGUUUAAAUUUAAAUUAGCCCUUCUGGCCUUGCU
Molecule: messenger RNA, 1233 nt
Organism: Stylophora pistillata
Lineage: Eukaryota; Metazoa; Cnidaria; Anthozoa; Scleractinia; Pocilloporidae
Source: RefSeq, a predicted model, not a curated record